UCGAACGCCGUUCGAUGCGAACGUGUCGUUGUUACGGUCCGUCCUCGACCGCCCUCUACCUGUUCUUUCUUUCUCUUUCUCUUUCUCUUUCUCUUUCCCCUUUUCUCAUUUUUUCUUAUUAUCUUAGACUUCACCUAACUCUCGUUAUUUUCCAUCUUUCUUUCUUUUUUUAUCCUCCUAAUCAUCGAAGAAGUAUUCGACGAAGGAUUUUUGGACAUUCGAAGAAAACUAAUAAUAGCACACGAUUAUUAACUUUCUCGAUUUUGGUAUCAAAGUUAUUCAUCGAAUCAAAAAAGCGUAUGCAAAUUGAGAGAGUGACUCGGAUAAUAAAUGAUCAUUGGCUUUUUUUCGUGAGUGAUAAGUGACUUUUGUUUUCAUCGAGGACCCCAGUGUACUACGUUACGUUUAAACACUCCCCUCUUCGGCCCCACUUUCCUCUUCUCAACCGAGAGAGUUAGAGAGCACGUGUCUUCGUUACGAGGGCUGAUAGUUUUCAUAAACAUUGACAACGCGAUUGUCAUCGUGCACAUUUUUAAAUGACCACCACGAUGGUGUGAAUUAUUUGAGAGAUUCUUUGCCAUUCUCGAUCUAUUGACUUUACAAAAGAGAGGAAAAAAGAAGAGUACGCAUAUAUAAAAGAAAAUCGAAAAAACGAAGGUAAACAAACGAACGAAGAGUGCUGUGUCUGUCAUAAAUGGCGGUGACUCGCGAGCCCUGGAAUGCUCGCUGAGAGUUUGUUCUAAGGAAGGGAAUGGAUUUUCAGAGCGCGAUGGACACGUUCGUUGAGGCAUGGAUGGCUGCUAAUACAAAAAACGAUCAAGUACAGAGUCAAGCGUUGGCAUUGACGCACAAGACGUCGCCACCUUCGAGACCCAGUAGCGUCUCGUCUUUACCAAGGAGUCCGCAGUCUCAUCAGUCUCAACAGUCGCAGCAACAAAGCACCCCGCAACCCCCGUCGAGCACGCAUCCUCACCAGUCGCAGACUCCCCUUGGUGCGUCCUCCCAUCAGACACCGUUCUCUACUCACAGUCAGCACCCAAAGCAAGAAAUUACUACGAGUCCGAAACAGGAAGGCUUUGACCUCAGUAAAUCGGCCUCCAGCACCGCUAAAAAUCUACCAGUUCACUGCAUCGUCGAAACGAUUCAUAACAUCGUUGAGAGUCAUGCAAGCAAUGCCCGGGAGAAUUGGCGAAGACCUCAAAUCGAGACCGAUUCUUAUGUAAUCAUUCCAGUUGCAAUGCCCUUUCAGGAUUUAGUGGGAGAGGCAUUGGUUCGGCUGGGUUAUUCGAGCGAUUUAAUACCCAGCGCAAGAGGUAGCAUAGAGAUAAGAAACUGGAAACCUCUACCAAUGGAAAAAGUAGCGGAAGGUCCACUUUUAACAGUUGGCGACAUCCUUGCUGAACUUACUUCGGUAGCAACCUUGAAGAUUCAGGUUUACAGAUCGAGACCACCACCUCCUAGUCCCGCAGCCGAAGUUAGAAACAAAUUGCUUAGGCUACUUUUACUUCAUAGCCACGCUCUUCUCGUUUCUGCGGGAUGUCCUUUGGACGAGAUGACACUGUUGUCGCUCUGCAGAGGCUGCAAUGAUCUCUCCGAGGAGACCAAGAGGAAUUUUGAGUCUUGGCUACAGCAACAACAAUUGGGUCUUGGUCUUAAUCCGAUCGUACCAUCCUCGAAUCAUCAUCAUCAUCAUACUCAAAGUCCUCAACCAGAUGGUAGCGGACCGAUCGGUGCUGCGACCGGCCCAAUUGGACCACCGCAUCCAGCACUUUUACAAUACUCUCAUAAAACGCGUAUGAGAACUAGCUUCGAUCCUGAACUCGAAUUGCCGAGACUUCAACGUUGGUUCGGGGAGAAUCAACAUCCAACUCGACAACAAAUACAACAUUACGUGACGGAAUUAAAUUCCUUGGAGUCGCGACGAGGUAGAAAACCAUUAGACGUGAACAACGUGGUUUAUUGGUUUAAAAACGCAAGGGCUGCUCAAAAAAGAGCCGAGACCAGAGGUGUCAACGGUUACAGUCCACCAGGAUUGAGUCCAAGAGGCGCUAGCAUCGUUAGCGAAGAUUGUUCUGACGAGGAAGAGGACUCCAGGCAUCAGUCGACGUCACCGUCGCCCUGCCCACCUAGCAGCCCACCGGUCGGUCCAUUAUCCUUGACUACACGACCAGAGGAUCAACAACCGCCACCUUCGACGCCAUCUUUGGUCAAGCAAGAAGACACCAGAGUAUCUUCUGCUUCCGAGGACGAAGAAGCUAGGCCAACUGGUCCUCUCCCACCUGGAUUUUCAUUGGUACCAAGUCCAAUGUUUGGACAUGGUAUUAUGUACAUGUCCCAUUAUUUACCACCGCGUGGACCAGCCGGAUGUCCGACGAGUAUGCUCGACGAAAGGAGAAAGAGAAACCGGACGUUCAUCGAUCCCGUAACGGAAGUACCUAGGCUUGAAACUUGGUUCACUCACAAUACUCAUCCGAGCCAUGCGCUCAUUCUCAAGUACACGGAGGAGUUAAAUCGGAUGCCCUAUCGCCAGAAAUUUCCACGAUUGGAGCCAAAGAACGUGCAGUUUUGGUUCAAGAAUCGUAGGGCCAAAUGCAAGCGAUUGAAGAUGGCCCUUUUCGAAGGCGAGGCACCUCAACAGCAUCCAUAUCACGCAGAUUAGUUCCUUUAACCUUGAUCGCAUUCAAUUAGAGACACUUGAUUCAACGUUGGCUGCGGAAGAAGAAGAAGAAGAAGAAGAAGAAAGAAAAAGGGAUUGUGUAUAAACGCGAACGAAUGUGAAACAUGUUGUUAUAUAAAAAAAAAAAAAGUCGAAUGCUCGAAUGCACUAUUACUUUGAACGCAUUGACCCGCUGUCGGCCAUCUUUAUUGUAACUAUAUUGCGUAAUUAUUAAUAUAAUUAUCAUGGAAUUUGAUCAAUGUAAAUACGAGAACGAUAUCGAAUAAAUCUGUAUGUCAC
This is a messenger RNA of Polistes dominula (European paper wasp), 2956 nucleotides long. RefSeq names its product SATB1_N and homeodomain domain-containing protein dve (gene dve). The record is from RefSeq and is a predicted model, not a curated record. Lineage: Eukaryota; Metazoa; Arthropoda; Insecta; Hymenoptera; Vespidae. Gene Ontology annotation, molecular function: RNA polymerase II cis-regulatory region sequence-specific DNA binding; DNA-binding transcription factor activity, RNA polymerase II-specific. Gene Ontology annotation, biological process: chromatin remodeling; regulation of transcription by RNA polymerase II.